CAACAGAAAACAAAUUCCAGGGGAGAGAAAGAGAAAGAUGGAGGACGAGCAGGCGAAGUAGGGAUAGAUAGAGAUAGAGAUACAGAGAGGGAGGGUUGGCUGCUGUGCUGACUGCUCCGUCGUUUCAACUUCCGAAUUCCGAUUGCUCGCUGUUGAUUUUGUCUACUGUUUCCGAUUGCCGGAGCUUCAGUUCGAGUUGAGCGAGUGAAGUCUUAGAGUUGUUUCACCGGAGGCAAUCGUUAUUCUUCUUCUUCUUCUUCUGGCUUUUUACUCGCUCGGCGCGAGUUCGAGGUGGAUCUGUGAAUUGGCUGUGGAAUUCUAGCGGAUAAUCAUCGGCUCCAUCGCUUUGGCCGCGUCGGAGUCAGUACAGUCGCACUCGGCAAAAGGUUGCUUGCUCACGUUGUUUUUUUAACUGGUUAGUGCUGUUCAGCUCAGUGGCACCAUGGGGGUCUCUGGAAAAUGGCUUAAAGCAUUGGUUGGAAUGAAGAAGUCAGAUAAGCCACAGUCCUCAGAGAAAGUGGAAAAUAGAACACUUUCUAGCAAGUCUCGCCAUAGAAGAAAGAAUUCAGUGGAGAUUGGUGCGGACCUAUUUCAACAGGAGCUAAAUCACAAUGUUGCAGCAGUGAUUGGUGACUCUGUUCCAGAAGCUUCAGGAUCUCCUGCUACCUCAAGUCAGCUACAGGAUGUGAACCAUAAUCAACAGAGAUUACAUGACGAAUGGGCUGCCACUCGCAUUCAAACAGCUUUCCGAGGAUUUCUGGCUAGAAGAGCACUGCGUGCUUUAAAAGGGCUAGUGAGACUACAAGCCCUUGUUAGAGGCCAUGCUGUAAGAAAGCAAGCUGCCAUAACUCUUCGCUGCAUGCAAGCUUUGGUAAGGGUUCAGGCUCGUGUAAGGGCAAGGCGUGUUCGUUUGGCAUUAGAGAAUCAAACAUCUCAACAAAAACUUCAGCAACAAAUAGCAGAUGAGGCACGAGUUCGAGAAAUAGAAGAUGGGUGGUGUGACAGUAUAGGUUCUGUUGAACAAAUUCAAGCAAAGCUACUGAAGAGACAAGAGGCUGCAGCUAAGCGUGAGAGAGCUAUUGCAUAUGCUAUUUCUCACCAGUGGCAGGCGGGUUCCAGACAGCAGGCUAUCCCCUCCGGGUUUGUUCCAGACAAGAGCAGUUGGGGUUGGAACUGGCUGGAGAGAUGGAUGGCUGUCCGUCCAUGGGAGAAUCGGUUUCUCGACAUUAAUCUCAAGGACGGAGUGAUGAUCCACGAGAACGAAGAGGACGACAAAUAUGGAUCCAAACCUCAGCCGAAACCUACAGGCAAGAAGCCAGCUGCACAGGCAAUCAUUUCAACUCAGAAAACUGGCCCUUCUCAUUCCAAUGGCAGCAGCUCUCCACCUACAAGCAAACCGGCAGGCUUACUCGAAGCUCCAUCCAACUCACAUUUCACUAAGCCGAAGCCUAAGCCAAAGCAAGUUGCCGGGCUAAUAACCGAAGAAGCCAGCUCUCGACCCGGUGGCAUCGCCCAGAGAUCUCACAGCAACCCGAAAGAGAGAGCCGCUCAACCUGAUAAACCCAUGAAGAAGAGGCUGUCUCUUCCUAAUAAAGGGGGAGAAUCUGGAAAUGCCGAGGCAGCCAGGCAAGGCAGGCUGGCGAAAGGCUCAUCGCCUGCAACGUCUAGGAAGCCAAUGAAGAUGAGCGCGAAAGCGGACUCAAACACCACCAAGACAACCGUCGCUGUUGCACCAUCAGCAGUUGAAGUUUAGAAGGCUGAAGUUAGCUGGGAUGGUGGUGUUCCCAAGUCAGUUGUGUCACGCAUAAGUUCUGUACAUAAUAUAUAUGUAAUUGAUAUAGGGCGUCUUGGAGAAGAUGCCGUCAGAGUCAUUCCCACUCAGGGCGAGUUUCAGGUUUUAUUGGCGUGGCGAGAUGGAGAAUAAUAAUGAAAAAAUGAUGACGAAAUUCUUCGGCAGGCUGGGGAAGGGAAUCUUCAGCCGAGCGCGUCGAUGCAGUAAAGAUAAUAGAGAUGAGGUAGAUGAAUGAACGCGAUAGAUCUCUGGUCUGGACCAUGAUGGCGGAAGUUGCAGAGUCGCAGUCUGGCAGAACACAGCUGUCCUGGCUGGAGCCAGGUGCGUUGUCACUGAGCCAGUGAGCGAGAGAGCGACUCCAACAACCAAAUGUCUUCAUGAAAUCGUACCAGAGCCGCGCACCGACAAAAUAAGCGAUAGGGUAUUUUAUGGUAAAAUUGUGUUUUAACAGUAGUUCAACCGUAGUACUGUUAAAUACCG
This is a messenger RNA of Linum tenue, 2272 nucleotides long. NCBI's taxonomy places the organism in Eukaryota, Viridiplantae, Streptophyta, Magnoliopsida, Malpighiales, Linaceae. The record is from the annotation of a GenBank genome assembly.